AUGGCGCGCAAUUUCCAGCUCUUCGCAAUAAUACCGGUCCUGGUGAUCGCGACGGCCACGGUCCUCGCAUUCCUCUGCGUCUUCGCGGGAAAUAAGCCCGGUUUCAUGGAGUCCUACUCCAUCUUCACGCUCAACACGACCCGCCUUGGACAAAACGCCGUCGAGAAGGUGGACAAUAAGAUUCUUUCUUUCAACAUCACGAAAGUCAUUACGAAGCGAGAUGUGCCUGCGCCGGCGCAAGUGGUCGUGUUCGAUGCUAUGAUCACACCACCACCGGAGCUGCAGGCACGACAACUCGGCGACUUCGUGAACGAGGUCAAGUCAAAAGCCGACGGUGCGCUCGAUAAUGUCGAGGGCGCGAUUUCGAGCAAAGCAUCCGAGGUGGGCGGCGCGAUCGAAUCGGGCGUGAACUCAGUCGAAGGACUCGUCAUUUCGAAGAUAAAUUCGGCGUUUAUGUCUGUACAAACGGCAAUGACAGACACCAUCAACGACGCAUACACCGACACAAUCGACGAACUGAACCUCAAAGGAGCCUACGCAGUCUACCUCCGCUCCACUUGCUCAGGCGAAUACGUAACUCCCGACGGAAAGAACAUCACAAUUGGAGAAAGCGCAUUCCCACCCAACGGCACCAAGAUGGACGUCAACCGCUGCUCACAGCACUCCUCUCUGAAUCCGCUCGGCCUCGUCCGCGUGCUUUUCUACAUCGGCAUCAUCUUCGCCGGUCUGUCAGUCCUCCUCGGCAUCUGGGCCACGUUCUGCUUCAGCCGCAAACUCGCAAUCCUCAAUGCAAUCGUCGCUCUGCCAGCGCUCGGCUUUCUCGGCCUCGCCACAGUCGCAACCCACGGUUUCGCCGUCGCCGUGUCAAAGAUCCUCAAUCUGCUUACUGGUAAGCUGGGACUAGAGACAGAUUACGGCGGUAAAUGGAUCGCCAUGGCUUGGGCGAUGACAAUUCUAAUACUGGUUGACAUCGGGCUAUGGACCAUCCUGGCCCUUUUCGGCGACCACUUGCAUACACCACGGAGGAACAAGACUGCCAAGGGCCUGCCCGAGCAUGAAAUGAAGGCGGUACACGGGAAUGGUUCUCCUCCAUCGGAGCGUUUCGACGGCAGCAGGUUCUGA
Messenger RNA from Zymoseptoria tritici IPO323, 1122 nucleotides. RefSeq lists its product as uncharacterized. Gene Ontology annotation, biological process: fungal-type cell wall organization. Lineage: Eukaryota; Fungi; Ascomycota; Dothideomycetes; Mycosphaerellales; Mycosphaerellaceae. Gene Ontology annotation, cellular component: cell cortex of cell tip; plasma membrane. The transcript has 2 exons. The record is from RefSeq and is a predicted model, not a curated record. The coding region runs from base 1 to 1122 and encodes 373 amino acids.